GGACCGCUCGCGGCAUCCAUCCGUUGCGCAAAAGGUCCUAAUCACCAAAGGACAAUUUUUCAAAUACUUAGAUACUGUUGGAACGAAGACAUGUUGGCAUGGUCGAUCAUCUGGCAGGCUCCAUGUGGAUUUCGAAAUGGCGCUAACUUUGUUUCUGGCGGCAUUUUGUUUUCUGGGCUGCAAGCCUCUUCGAGAAAGGCAACCAAAUCCAUCGUCAUUGCCAUCCUUACUUACUUACUUUAGAUAGCUAGCUACUAGAUAGAGCUAUAGUUGGCUACCCAUCCCUUCAGUUAUCCACAGCAAGUGCCGCACUCAGUCUACUAUACUCAGAUUGUUUCCACUUGUCUCCAUUGAUCUGACAUUGACGCCAUUAUCCCAUCUUCUCUUCUCUUGCAUACCCAUCGGUAUAUACCGGAACCCAUAGUCUUUGAUACUUGCUACCAUGAUACCUCGAUUUCUUGUCUGCUUUCUUUUGCUGCCUUCAGUGGUAGUGAGUGGUAGUACUGUCAGUACUACUAGUAGUAAGAAGAUCAGUGGAGGCUACUUUUCGUUAUCGCUCAAGGCUCAGGCUAGUACUAGUAGAGGUUCUUCUGGUUCUACUGGCAAUUUGCGUGGUUUGCAGGACGCCGACGAUGAUUUCUUUGAUGACGUCAAGGACAAUAUGAACAUGAACAACAACAACGAUAUUAAUAAUAAUAUGGACAAUGGCGAAUUCCCAGACGAUGAGUAUCAUUGCCGCGAUCCUGAACUGGUGGAAGAAGCCUUUUGGAAGGACAAGACAGUCCAGUGUGAUUGGGACACUCACGAGUGGAUUCUAGACAAACUAGAUGAAGACGAAAUUCCAGAGCAUUGCAUAGACGAAGAGUUCGAAUUCCAAACGGUGAAAGACCUAAGAGACUGGCAAGAACCGUGCUACCUAUGGAUGACUCUGUAUGGAGAAUUGGCUCCUUCGACAGCUCCUUCCCCGGCUCCUUCAGACCCAACUCCUAGCAUUCCUGGUACCAUUCAUACAAUGCUACCUUUUGGGGCCCUUGCAAACACCACCACUAGUGAUUCCAAUACAACUGCCCCCACUGCCGAUGCUUCCACCUUGGCUGUCACCACUACGGGGCCUACUAGCCAGCAGCCCUCUGAAGCAAUGACAACCUCUCCCACUUCCUCUCCCAUCCAACUCACAUCUUCUCCCACACAAUCUCCGACGCCAGCACCAUCCGAAACCACAACUGAUGCCAUUACUGGCAUUCCCACUCUGGAACCCACUGCUGCUGUGACGUCUGAACCAUCUGCCGAGCCCACUCCAGCGGUCGCUCUAGAGAUUACCUCCAUUCCACACUUAGAUCAUGAAUACACCCAUGAUUUCACGGAAGAAGCCGUAAACACGGUACAAGCAAACACUCCACUUGUCCCAAUGCCCACGCCCGACAAGGCACCCACUCGCACGUAUCCUCCCGUCACCCUGCCUGCCAUUACGCCUCCCAUGGAAGAAUACUCUCCUGCCGGACCUCAUAUCUACGAAAUACCAACCAUGGUCAUGACGUACCUCAUUGAUCCCGCAAGGCGAAGAAACUUGAUUUGGAUGCAUAUGGAUCGAGACGUUCUAGAAGAUGUCACUGCCUCUCAUGUCGAAACGGAGAUUCGAAGAUCACUCACGUUCUGGUGGGAACAACAGCCAGGAGCCGAACAACAGGGACCCCUACAAGUCGCCGUUGAUGUAUCCCUCACGUCCGUACGAUCCUUCUUGUUGCCAAACGAAACCAUGGUUGCAACAGAAGCUCUCUCGGGAGUUGUAUCCGUACUCGAACCCUCCAAUGGAGCCAUGGCGGCCAAGGCGACCACCACCACCACGGUCGUCGUCAAUCAGCCACAAGUCAAAUGGCCCGAAUCGAUUGAAGAACAAAUGGAAGCUGCCUUUCAUGGGAAUGCGCUACGCCGAUACGUUCGACGCCUCAAAACUUCCUCCGAUCCCAUCUUGCAACGCACCGACUACAUUGAAGUGGGAUUGCCACUCGAUCUACUCGCCAGCAAUACCAACAACGUGGAUACCACCAAUACCAAUAUUCCACCCAACAAUCCAGCAUCGUCCACGAAUCCCAACGACAAUGUGGAAGCCGCUACAGUAUGGUCCGUUGGGGGCGUCGAGUUUAGUCUCACUACGCUUGCCAUUAUUGCCGGUUCCAUUGCACUCUUUAGCAUCUUCUUGCUGCUCUGUGUUUGCUGGAAGUUACGGGCCAUUCGCAAGCAGCAACAGUUGGACGAACUAAAUCUCCUCCCGACCAGUACUAAGCCUUCUCACAGCACAGAGGAGGGAUCGGAAGGCGACGACAACAACAAUGACAAGAACAAGAACAAAAAGUCACGACGCACGUUGAGAGGCAACAAGAAAGGCAAGGGAGUCAAAGAAGAGGAGAGCGUGGCAGAACGUUCUGCGGAAACAACCACCAACGAUCCAACCAACCGCUAUUACCAACGAUACGUGGCAGAGACGGAUGAUCGCUCCUUGGCCACCUCCACCUACAGUUACUUGGAUUCCAACUUGCAUGGAAACGGUGGUAUCAGCUUGGCUCCCUCCUAUCUCUACGGAAAUGAUGAUGCCAGUCUCCAGUCCAAGGCCAUGUGGUCUCUCAUUGAUGGGAUCACCAAUCAAGGGGAUGAAGAAGUCGACGUGCAUCCGGAUGCCAACUACACCUACGAUCAAACCGCUAGUCCCAGCAUGUCUCGACCCGUUGCUUCUUCCAGCUCGGGAGCUGUCAAGACACCAGACGCCAAUUUUAUCAGUCCUCGCAACAUGACCAUUUCCACCAUCAAACGAGACAGCACAAAUCCUCUGAGCUACGAUGAAGAAACGGAUAACCUGUCCUUGACAAGCAUGGGUGGUGGCAUUUCCUAUGCCGAUCGUGUUUCGUUUGCGGCUGCCUCUUCGGCCGAAAGUCCCAUGGCAGCGGAACCCAAGACCGAGCCAGCCAACACACCCACAGACAACGCUCCGACAACCGAAGACCACGAGGCGAGAAACAUGGCCUACCUUGGGAUGAGUGCUCGCAAGAAGAAAAACUCCAUCGCUUCGUCAUCCAGCAACAGUGGUGGCGGGUGUGAGAAUACCACUGGGAGUGUCCGCAAGGCGAUUGGUCAAUUGACAUCGUGCGCAUCCAGCAGCAAGGACCGCCGUGAAGACGAAGAACCAAUCGUCAUGCCAGCGCCCUCGGAUGAAGUCGGAAGCCCACCCCUUCGGUCCACAUCCGUGUCCUCCAAGGAUGCGGCUGACAGCACUAUACAGGACUUGCAUCAUCGGUUGGGAGAUUCCACCAUGAACAGCAAGAACAGCGGUUUGCUUCCAGACAAGCUGUUUCCCGAUGACACAAUUGAAAGUGGUGCUACCAAUACAAGUUCUUCCAAGGUCGGUGUCACUGCUACCGUCAUGGACACAUCCAAACUGUUGAAGGACGGAAAGGGCCAGUACGUUAUUGAUUCCAUGUCGUCCUUCUAGCUAGCUAGAUAGGAUGCGUUCAAACGAACAAAGAUUUCCGAGCAUGCCCAAAGAAACCUGGGUGCGGCCAAACCCAAACUGGUUCUGUAAUGGUGGACACACAAGCAACGUAGAGAAUAUCCAAUGAUGGAUCAUCCGAGGCAAAAAGUAACCACCUACUAUUGUUAGUGAUAUACAUUUCAUACUACUAGCUAACUCCUUAUUGUCUAAUGAAAUGGAAUUUGGCUGGCAGGACCAUCCGUUUGGAAGUAGGAAGGUAGUUUCAGGAAUUUUCUUGAUUCGAUUCUUUUGCUUGCUUGCCGGGGAUGUAUUUGUGCAUGCUUGGGGCGCCGUGGUUCCCUCUUCCAAGCAUGCAUGCGAGUAGUUGUCGUCUCGCACUCAGAGCUGUAACCAAGAACUGAAGCUUGCUAGCUAGUAUCGAUAAUGUUCGUUCUUGCCCUGUUCUUCGCCUUCGUAUACCACAAGCUGCCGCUCAGUUGUCAUCCCUGACAUGUACGAGCUUUCGGUGUUCGAGUGUCUCGUCGACAUUGAGUAUUGAGUCGCUCCAGAGGAGACAUGAUCCGGAAGAUUCACUGUCGUGUCCUCUUCGUCAUCUUGCCACCGCUUUUUGUUUAUGUAUUCAUCAGGCAUGAUAUCAUGCAUAGACGAGGGAGGGGUUAUGCGAUAUCCGUAGUGGUAGUUGUCAGUGGUGUAGGAAUGACUCGGAGGGGGGUCCAUCCCGCGGCGUCGAGCCCUGGGUGGAGAUCGAGGCCUACUGGCGGUGUGUGUCAGUGACUUGGGUGAUUCGCCCAUGGCUUCGGCCAGUAGUGAAGAUAAAGGAGAAAGCGGGACGAAGGAUUUCUGCGUCAUCAGGUAGUCAUCUGCGUCGCGACGGUAGAUGCUCUUGGACGCGCUUGUCAUGGACGACUGCGCGAUGGAUUCUACAUCGUAGACAGGCACACUAUUGACAAAACUGUCGGGAUCCCCGCGACUACUCUCGCUGUGGCUGCUGGCCCUGCUAACGGAUUUCAGGAUGUGAACACUCCCUUGUUCGGCUCCAAAUUCAUCGUCGUGCAGGUCAGCAGCAUCAUACUCGUCAUCAUCAUGAUCAUCCUCAAACGUCUCCGCAGGCAUGUAACGCUUCUUGUCGACAACUUUUUGUUUUCUCCUUGCCGGUUCUACGCGGUUCUUUUGAGUGACCUUGAGCUUUCUCGGUGGUUCAACCCGUCUCUCCUGGACUGGCCUGAGCUUCCUCACUGGCUCGGCGAUCUUCUUGGAACUUCUGGCAAUAGAAAUUCGAUCUAAACUCAGUUUGCUCUGACGGCUGAUCGUGUCAUCAUCGCUGCUGUCGCUACUGUCGCUUUCCUCGUCGACGUCUUCGUCUUCGUCUUGCGCGAUAUCGAUUUCACGUUUCUUGUGUUUCGCUUGGUGGCGUACGCCCCGAAAGUCGUCUUCAUCAUCAAUGUCUAUAUCGUAAACGCUUUCGGGUUUGUUUCCCUCCAUGCCAAAGUCGUCGUCUUGGCGCCCUUGUAGCGGUGUGUCGUCCUCCUGUGGUACAGAGAUGACACGGUUCUUGCGCCGCUGAAUAGCUGCGGGUUGGAUGUAGCUCAGUUUGGAUGAAGCAUCAGACAUCACCGAGGAACCGCUGCUCGAUUUUGUUCCAAAACUCAAGUAUCCGCUGGCUCGACUACCGGUAUGCUGGAUCCUUGAUUUCAUAGAUUGAAUCGAGUGCUGAGCGCGGGAUCCGUACUCGCUUGCGACGUCACUGGCACUGUCGAGAAUGUAACGCCCACGUCCGGCAAGACGCCGACGACGACUCUUAUUGUAGCAGACAGCCGCAGCAACCGCAACCACGACAAACAAUCCACUGGCAGCGGCAGCAAUGAUAGCAACUCUCGGCCCAACGCUUUCGAAGAGGUUGGUAAAGAAGCUCCAUACACCCUCAUCUGCUUCUUCCUCAAGUGCUUCAGGUUCAGGUGGUGCGGUGGUAUUCGAUGGCGUUAUGUGAGAAAUACCAUGCUCCAUGGCAUGGUUUCUAGGUGGAUGAGGCUGGCCUUGUGCGUGGAUUUCUCGGACAUUCAACCCCUUGGCAUUCAAUAUGCGAAGGAAUGACUUGAGCUCGGGGUUGGAUUCAUCAAAGAACUGCUCAACUGCCUCGGAUGCAACCGUUUCCGUGAAGAUGGAUAUGUCAUCCUCGCUCAGAGUACGCAAAUGGAACACAACGAAGACAACCAGUUGUGUCACAAAGGUCUUAGCAUCUGAUCCUCGUCGUAGCUGGUGGACCGAGUCUUCGGACCUAACAUACGUUAUUGUCAUCUGGUAACUCUCGAUGAAGUUUUCGCCAAACAACGAUUCCAAAUGACGACUGAGCAAUGGCUCUAGGCUUUGGAACACUUCCUCCUUGUGCGCAUGCAAAUCCGACAAUCCUGUUGUUUCAACGUACACUGGAGAUGCUGCAACAGUCUCGUAAAAAAAGGUUGUGCCGCCUUCGUCUUCAGUUUGAAGUGUAGAUGUCGAGUCUUGCUCCAGCAGAGUUGUUUCGGUACCUGUUAUUGUCGAUGGAGGCUGGGCGCUUCCGUUCGUUUGGUCAAUUCCUGCUGGCACCAGCGUUGGAUUGUUGCCGCUAAGAUCUCCUGUGACUUGCGUGGCACCGGCUGCUUCUAUUGUGCCGUUUUCUGACGGAAAAACAAUGGGGGCCAACGUGGAGCUCCCAAAGAACGAAAGAUAGGGUCCGGGAACCACUGACGCGGUGGGGUCGAUGUCCCCUUGACCUCCCCCCAUUCCAUCUCCAUCCUCGUCGUAGUCCUCAUCUUCCUCGUCAUCAAAAAAGGAAGAAAAAUCUGACUCUGUGCCAUCGCCGCCUUCCACGUUUUCGUCGAC
Messenger RNA from Seminavis robusta, 6343 nucleotides. The record is from the annotation of a GenBank genome assembly. Lineage: Eukaryota; Bacillariophyta; Bacillariophyceae; Naviculales; Naviculaceae.